UGGCUGACCGAUAAAGACACGCUGUGUUUCAUCCAGAAUGUGUCAUAUUUGCCUAAGUACUACGUUCCAAAGUGUAAUAUAGUCUUAAAUUAAUCUCUUACAAUGUUCGAGCAUUUCAUGUAAAUUAUGCCCUCUUAAAUCACGGAUAAAAACUCUUCAUCUGUAAUUUAUUUUCAUCUUGACGAUGGCCACAGUCGCAGCCAAACGCGAGGGACCGCAGUUCAUCAGCGAGUUGGCCGUCAGAGGAAAUGCCGCUGUGCUCGACUACUGUCGGACGUCCGUGUCUGCUCUGUCCGGGGCUACAGCGGGCAUCCUCGGUCUGACAGGACUGUACGGCUUUGUCUUUUAUUUCCUUGCUUCUUUCCUUUUGUCGGUGCUCCUAAUACUCAAAGCCGGUCGCCGGUGGAACAAGUGCUUCAAGUCUCGACGUCUGCUCUUCACCGGAGGCCUCGUGGGCGGCCUCUUUACUUACGUGCUCUUCUGGACUUUCCUGUAUGGAAUGGUGCAUGUGUACUGAACGGACUUCCGCACCACACAGUACAGCCGUGCAGAUGAAGAGCAGUAAUAUAAUAGAGAUGCAGAGAAAUAGAUUGGUGUACAAUUGAUCGUUUCCGUUACUUAAUAUUUAGAUGCAAUCUUAAAAAAAUAAAUAAAAUAAAUCUCAGUACUAAUUGAUUGCACUGAACCUCGAAAAUUUAGUCUCUUGUAAUUGAUACUCUACUAGAUUCCUAAAACAGCCCAGCUCUGAGAGAAGUAUUAGUUUAGUCCGUUAGGGAAACACAUCUUUUUCAGUUUUCUUUGUGUGUAUGUAAAACACUCAACAACAAUGUAAAGACACAAUGCCAACUUUAAACUGUACAAAUCACAUUACAUUAUUUUGGAUACUAAGACAAUAAAUCAUUAACCUUAUGGAUUUAAUUGUGUGGUUUCUUAAAGUAGGCUAAAUACUGUUAAAAUGUAUGAAACAUUUUGUGUAGGCUGCCAUGCAUCCUGUGUAUUGUUACUUAUUUAGAGAGAUUUAAAGGAACUUGACUACUAAAUUCUUAAAGGGAUAGUUCACCCAAAAAAAUAUUUUUUCAUCCCAAAUGUGUAUGACUUUCUCUCUUCUGCUGAACACAAAUUAAUAUUUUAGAUCAAUAUCUCAACUUUGUAAGUCCAUACAAUGCAAGUGAAUGAUGACCAGAAUUGUUAAGCUCCAAAGAUUUUAGACAGUUUGUAGUAAAAGUAAUCCAUAUGGCUCCAGUGUUUUAAUGAAUAUCUUCUAUAAAUUACAAUCGUUUUGGUGGUGAAACAGAUUAAUAUUUAAAUCAUAAUUUACUAUAAAUCUCCACUUUCAGAAUGUGAAAGUAAAAGUGGAGAUUCAUAGCAAAAAAAAGGAUUGAACAACUAGAGUUGUAUGGAUUACUUUUAUGCUGCCUUUAUGUGAUUUAUGGAGCUUGAAAAUUCACUUGCAUUGUGAGGACCUACAGAGCUGAAAUAUUCUUCUAAUAAUCUUUUUGUUUGGCAGAAGGUCAAAAAGUCAUACACAUCUGUGAUGGCAUGAGGGUGAGUAAAUGAUGAGGGAAUUCUAACUUUUGGGGUAAAUUAUCUCUUUAUCUUGAGGAAAUUUACUAAAUACA
Xyrauchen texanus (razorback sucker) is the source of this 1619-nucleotide messenger RNA. RefSeq names its product ER membrane protein complex subunit 6 (gene emc6). The record is from RefSeq and is a predicted model, not a curated record. Gene Ontology annotation, cellular component: endoplasmic reticulum; EMC complex; membrane. Gene Ontology annotation, biological process: autophagosome assembly; protein folding in endoplasmic reticulum. The transcript is spliced from 2 exons. Bases 185 to 517 code for a protein of 110 amino acids. Lineage: Eukaryota; Metazoa; Chordata; Actinopteri; Cypriniformes; Catostomidae.